GUCUCAUCCAAAUCUCUGUGUUCUGCCCUUUCUCCCUCUGCACCUCAAUCUAAAAAAUGAAAGAUGAUCGAUGAGUGUCGAGUUGUCGCUUUGACAAAACUGUGAAUAUUAAAAAUGGUGAAUUGAAGGGAGAGGCUUCCUCCUACCGCUACUGUUGGUCGAUUUGUCUGCAGGUUUUUGGUGUGGUUUUUUUCUAUUGUCUUCUCAACUCACCUUCUGCGUGGCUUCCCACCCCAUGCCCGCUUACUCCUUUUGGUCCUACUGCUAAUCCUACCACUUAUAAUUUUCCACCGACAAGCGUCUCCUUUUAAAUUUGCACAAGGCCUCUACUCCGAGACCAAAAUUGACCCUAAAAUCUUCAUACCCACUUACUGUUUCCCCUGUUCUCCUCUUGCUAGACUUGCUGUUUGUUAUGGCUUUCUUCACCAAGUUGUUCAGGAUGAGAAUUUUGAGACGGAGACCCAGCAAAUACCAAGUUGCAGUCGUCUUUGAUCAGAAGGAAGAUGUUGAUGAUGGUUCUUCAGUGAAGAAAUACAAUUGGGAUGACAUAGAGACAUUCACUGAUAAUUUUUCGGUGGUGAUUGGAUCAGGAGGGUUUAGUAACGUCUACCUGGCUAGUUUGCCAGGCUACUCUCACCCUCACGGGGCUGUCAAGAUUCUCAAUCAGGUCUUCAACCAAGAGCUUGAUAUCCUUCUCCGCCUUUGCCAUGAAAAUAUUGUCAAGCUUUUUGGCUACUGUAACAAUGGAGAUGAAGGAGCUUUGGUGUUUGAAUAUGUGCUCAAUGGGAGCUUGCAUGGGAAGCUCCAUGGAGGGAGCGAAAAAAUGGAGCCAGUGCUUCCAUGGAGGAACCGUAUGGCUAUAGCUUUCCAGCUUGCGAAAGCGAUUGAGUAUCUACACGAGAAAUGCACUUUUCACAUUGUCCAUGGUGACAUUAAAUCUUCAAACAUCCUUCUGGACGAGUAUUUCAACUGCAAGCUCUGUGAUUUCGGGUCUGCAAAGAUGGGGUUUUCCUCGGUCGUGCUGCCACCGUCACGGGCAAAGCAAGUGAUGAUGGGUUCUCCAGGCUACACCGACCCUCACUACUUGAGAACUGGAAUAGCCUCAAAGAAGAAUGAUAUUUACAGCUAUGGAGUUAUCCUUUUGGAACUUGUCACGGGUAUAGAGCCAUUUUGCCCUGAAAGAGGUCAACUGUUGACAUCCAUUGCCGCCGCCGUCCUGAAAGAUGUUGCUGAAUGUGCAGCCACGAAAGUAGAAGAAAUUGUGGAUCAACGGUUGGCUGGGGAGUUUGACUUGGAAGAGGCAAGGGCCAUGCUCACAAUCUCGGCACUUUGCCUUCAACAGGCUCCAAUUCACAGGCCUUCUGCCACUCAAAUCUUGCAUACCAUCGAGGACAAAGUCUCUUCCAUCUCCUUCUCUUUACUGAGGAUGUCGUUCACUUGUGUACUGAUUCCGGCGGCAGCCCCACCGAAGGUUUUUUUGGAUAAACAUACCAAUUUCUUAGCUUCAAAUAUCUGUCGCUAUAGUGAUACUACUACUGAUUAUAAUGUUAAAAGUUCAGAUAUACCAGUCAUGAGUUUCUCUCGUAGCAUCUCCGAUGCUGCGUAUUUGAGGAAUGGCAAGUGUAAUUUCCGUACACGACGGCGUUUUUGCUGCAAAUCUGAAUUGGGUGUGGGUGUAGCAGAGCUAGCUCCUGCCACCUCAGCCACAUAUGGGAUCCUGCUUCUGGGGGGCGGUCUUUUUGCCUUUGCGAAAUCAGGAAGUAAGGGUUCUCUCUUUGGAGGACUAACGGGGGCUGCUCUUAUGGCAUCAGCUUAUUUUCUUAUGCAAUCACCAGAGACAAAAGCUAUAGGUGAUGCCCUUGGGUUUGGAUCUGCCUUCCUCUUCGCUUCUGUCUUUGGUAUACGAUUGGCAGCUACUCGAAAAUUAAUUCCUGCUGGAGCUUUGCUUGGUCUUUCCAUCUCUUCAUUGGCUGUGUUUAUCAUUGCAUAUAUGCAAGAUAGGAUAUGACUGCCCUCUAGAUUUUGUGAAAGUAUUGCUACGAAAUUUGGUGACUGGUUUAUUUGAUAUCACUAUAUUACUGGAAUGAAAAACUGAGCUUCUCGCGUUCCUUCAUCACUUGCCUCUUCAAGUAUUGAGUUGGUUGGGCAAUUUGCCAGAAGUCUUUCAGAGAAUUGCAGGCAGAUCGGAUUGAAUUAGAUUGAUAUAAAGUAAUUCAUGUGUAGGGAAGGAAAAGAGUUUCAUAUGGUGCUGUCACUUGUGAUGAAUAUACACCAUUGUUAGGGCUUCUAAAAGAACUAGUAGUGGGACUUUCUUUCGGACAAUCCAAUUGCAGAGAGUAGUUUCUACUCAACAAACGAGUGCAUCAAAUAUUCAUGAAUGUUUGUUUAA
This is a messenger RNA of Mangifera indica (mango), 2389 nucleotides long. RefSeq names its product probable receptor-like protein kinase At4g10390. The coding region runs from base 413 to 2008 and encodes 531 amino acids. Lineage: Eukaryota; Viridiplantae; Streptophyta; Magnoliopsida; Sapindales; Anacardiaceae. The record is from RefSeq and is a predicted model, not a curated record. The transcript has 6 exons. Gene Ontology annotation, molecular function: ATP binding; protein kinase activity. Gene Ontology annotation, cellular component: plasma membrane. Gene Ontology annotation, biological process: protein phosphorylation.